GGGAGUCUCCGGAGUCGGCCACAACAAGAAAAAAAAUAGUUACUUAGGUGCAGGCCGGGUCUUAAGGAUACAAGUGUUAUUUUGUUAAUUCUGGUUAAUCUACAUGCGUUAUUCGUGCAACAAUUUAUCAUGGACCACAAGGCUGAACAGCAUGACGAGAUCGAGGCACUGGACUCCAUUUAUUCAGGAGAAUUACAGAUUCUAGAAACCGAGCCCCACUACAAAUUCAUCCUGCCCAUAAAAUCCGAAGAAUACGAAUCGGAUAGUGAGGAUGGUUUAGCUUGCCAGCUAGAGUUCACCUACACCCCGAAAUAUCCGGAGGAACCCUUGCUAAUAAAAAUUGAAAACCCAGAGAAUUUUGAAAGCUUCAAUGAACAACAGUUGAUUGAUCAUUUGAUGGAGCAGAUGCAUGAGAAUCUAGGGAUGGUCAUGGUAUUCACGUUGGUGAGUGCAGCCCAGGAGUGGCUUAAUGUCCAGUGGGACAACAUCAAACUCCAGAGGACAGAAAAGGCUGCCAGGAAGUUGAUUGAGGAAGAGGAAGCAGAGAGGAAACGAUUUGAAGGCACGAGAGUAACAGUCGAAACAUUCAUGAAUUGGAAGAAGAAGUUUGACGAGGAAAUGGGUCACACGAGACGUCGAGAGCUGGCUCUUCUCCAGGGAAAGAAAUUAACUGGACGAGAGCUCUUCAUGACUGACAAUACCCUGAAUCAAUCUGACCUCAAAUUCUUGGACGAUGGGGAUGCCGUGAAAGUUGACGAGAGUCUCUUCCAAAAUCUCGAUGACCUCGAUCUCGACGACAACGAUGACGACCCCGACUAUGAUCCGCUAAAAGACCUGGGAGACAGCAAUUAAAUAACAAAUAAGGGGUCUAGUGGGAAAAUUCUAGACCUGUUUGUCUGUUAUCUAGAUAUUCUCAUUUGUAAUAUAAUGAUCUACCCUUGUAUGUUUUUAUAGCGAAUCCUCUAUAAUUAUGUAAAUAUCGAAAUUCUUUGUGUGUUGCAUUUUUAUCUGUUCGCCAAAUAAAAAUCUUAUUCAUAAA
Molecule: messenger RNA, 1039 nt
Organism: Diachasmimorpha longicaudata
Lineage: Eukaryota; Metazoa; Arthropoda; Insecta; Hymenoptera; Braconidae
Product: RWD domain-containing protein 1
Exons: 4
Coding region: 130-852 (240 amino acids)
Biological process (GO): cytoplasmic translation
Molecular function (GO): protein binding
Source: RefSeq, a predicted model, not a curated record